Molecule: messenger RNA, 3693 nt
Organism: Chiroxiphia lanceolata (lance-tailed manakin)
Lineage: Eukaryota; Metazoa; Chordata; Aves; Passeriformes; Pipridae
Gene: EPB41L4A
Product: erythrocyte membrane protein band 4.1 like 4A
Exons: 23
Coding region: 204-2279 (691 amino acids)
Cellular component (GO): cytoskeleton
Source: RefSeq, a predicted model, not a curated record
GGUCUUUUCCACAGGGAGCGCCCGGCACCCCUGUCCAGCCUGUUCGGCGGGAUGGCGGCGGGGCCGGGUUCUGCGCCCUAAGGAGCCGCCGGGUUCAAUCGGCGGAGCCGAGCGCGGCCCAGACCCGGCUCAGCCCCGCUCCGUCGCCGCUCCAGGGUUCUCCUCGCCUCCCCGCCCCAUCCCCCCCGGCCACCGCAGCAGGCAUGGGCUGUUUCUGCGCGGUCCCGGAGGAAUUUUACUGCGAAGUUUUGCUCCUGGACGAGUCCAAGCUGACCCUGACCACGCAGCAGCAGGGCAUCAAGAAGUCAACGAAAGGGUCGGUUGUCCUGGGCUACGUAUUUCGUCACUUAAACCUGGUGGAAAUAGAUUACUUUGGACUGCGCUACUGUGACCGAAGUCAUCAAACGUACUGGCUGGAUCCUGCAAAGACGCUUGCUGAACAUAAAGAAUUGAUAAACACUGGACCACCAUACACUCUGUAUUUUGGCAUUAAAUUUUAUGCAGAGGAUCCGUGUAAACUUAAAGAAGAAAUAACAAGGUAUCAGUUUUUCUUGCAAGUAAAGCAAGAUGUUUUACAGGGCCGUUUACCUUGUCCAAUCAACACUGCAGCACAGCUGGGAGCAUAUAUAAUUCAGUCUGAGCUGGGGGACUAUGACCCGUACAAGCACACCGCAGGCUAUGUCUCAGAGUACCGCUUUGUCCCAGACCAGAAGGAAGAGCUGGAGGAUGCCAUAGAGCAAAUACACAAAACUCUGAUGGGUCAAGUUCCUGCUGAGGCAGAAAUAAACUACUUAGGUGUGGCCAAAUCCCUGGAAAUGUAUGGAGUUGAUCUCCAUCCUGUUUAUGGUGAAAACAAAUCUGAAUACUUUUUAGGAUUAACACCCAUAGGAGUUGUUGUCUACAAGAAUAAAAAACAAGUAGGAAAAUAUUUCUGGCCUAGAAUUACAAAAGUUCACUUCAAGGAAACACAGUUUGAACUUAGAGUCCUGGGAAAAGAUUGCAAUGAAACUUCCUUCUUUUUUGAAGCACGUAACAAGGUCACCUGCAAACAUCUCUGGAAAUGCUGUGUAGAGCAUCAUACAUUUUUCAGAGUGCCAGAGAAUGAAUCAAACUCUCUGUCAAGAAAAGUCGGCAAGUUUGGAUCCAUAGGUUAUAAACAUCGGUACAGGUGUUUUCCCAUUACUUUUUUUGUGUUUUUAAGUGGCAAAACGUCUUUGCGAAUGACCAGAGACCCCUCAGUGCAGCUCCCGCGGCCUGACCAGAGCAUUGAAAGAAGUCGCAGCAAGACUUACCCCAAAAGAACACAACAAACAGGUUCUAAAAACAUGAGCCAGAUUUCAACAAAUGGGGAAAAUGAAGGAACCACCAAAAUUAUUGCACCUUCUCCAGUGAAAAGCUUUAAAAAGAUGAAAAAUGAAAACAGUCCAGAAACCCAAAGAAGUAAAUCAAGUGCUCCAUGGGAGGAAAAUGGUCCACAGAGUGGACUGUAUAAUUCCCCCAAUGACCGCAACAAAUCACCAAAGUUUCCUUACUCGCACCGAAGGAACCCAUCAGGUGGCAGCGAGAAUGAGUCUGGGCAACCAGUGCGGAGGAGGAAAAAUCAAAACAAUGGUGAAGAUUCAGACUUAAAGCAAAGGAGACGAUCUCGAUCUCGCUGUAACACCAGCAGUGGCAGCGAAUCAGAAAAUUCCAACAGGGAACAUCGGAAGAAGAGAAACAGAUUACGGCAAGAGAAUGACAUGGUUGACUCAGCUCCUCAAUGGGAAGCUGUGCUGCGGCGACAGAAGGGGAAAACCCAGGCAGAUCCAAACUACCGACGAUCUAGGCACAGAUCUCGAUCGAGAAGCCCAGAUGUACAAGCUAAAGAAGAACUGUGGAAACAUAUUCAGAAGGAGCUUGUGGAUCCAUCUGGCCUAUCUGAAGAGCAGUUGAAAGAAAUUCCAUACACUAAAGUAGAGACUCAAGGCGACCCGAUCCGCAUUAGGCAUUCACAUUCCCCUCGAAGCUACCGUCAGUAUCGGCGGUCCCAGUGCUCUGAUGGUGAAAGAUCUGUCCUGUCUGAAGUGAACGUUAAAACUGAUCUGGUCCCUCCACUGCCUGUUACACGAUCUUCAGAUGUGAAAGGUCCCAGCAUCCAGUUGACUCAACAGAGACUGAAUGGAUCUAAAGACAGUCUAAUAGAAGAAACAUCUCAGCCAUCCCCUAAUAAUGUUGAUGGAAAGCCCACCACCAAGAUCAUAAAAACUGUACAGGUGUCACGCUUCAAGGUGGAGACUUGACUGGUGAAUUGAAGAUGGUGCAUGGAUUUUAGUGUUUGAAGCUGAGAAUUUGUUUAUGUGUGCAAGGGAAGGAACUGACAUCGACAUGGUAGUAAUUUCUUCAGGACACCUGGAAGUGCAACCUGCUUGCUGGGAAGACCAAGCAAUGCUUUUAUCACUGACUGGAUAUCACAUUCUAGUGAUGUGACUGAUUGAGGAGAAGCUGCCUGGUAGACAACCAAAAAGAAAAGUCCUAGUAAAACUGAAUGAUCAGCAGUUACAUUUCCAAAAAAUAAACAAAAAAAAAAAAAGAAAAGAAAAAAAUAAUUGCUGCAACAAAACAGGCUUCAUGGUCUGCUCUGUAAGUGAAUAGCCUUGUUCCAAAAAGUGACUGUUAAUUGACAUGAUCAGGACCAGAUUCUUCAAGAUAAGUAAAACAGUCAUAUUUUUGGUCGAUUGUGCAAUACAGUGUGAUAUGGGGAGAAUUAUCUUCAUGAUUUCAUAUGGGGAUCAACUUAUGUCCUGAGACAUAAGGACUGAUAGCUUUUACAAGGUUUGUUUUAGCCUAGCACAAUAACAGAUGUUGUAUUUUUAUUACAAAUUUUGAAUCAAAAAUAACAGACUCAGUAACGCUCUGCAGCAGUGAGUUCCAUAGAUGAUACAGAUUUACUUUCUCUUGGCAGUUUUAAGUGUUCUAAAUUUUGAAUGUCCUUUUAUGUAGAGGGACUGUUUAAUUGAACAUUCCAUAGUGUAGAAAUACAUUUACCAACUUAUAGUAAAGCACACUGGAAACAAACUGGAGAAUAUGUACUGACCCACUGUAUCAAGAACUGCUUAGCAAGGCACUUAAGUGCUGGUUAAAUGAAACUUGUGGAGUAGUAUUUAAGACAGCUAGGAAAUAGCCUUUUUAAAUUUUAGUUUUUAACUAGAUUAGUAAAAUCUGCCUUAAUCUCCUAUCAUAGAAAAUAAUCUGUCACUUUUCUCUGAGCCAUUUCUACUACGUUAAAAUGUCAAAGGCAGUAUUUCAGGUUUGAUUACUACAAUUGUUUUUUUCUGUUGUCAUGGUAGGAAUACUAAGUUUCAAUGAUGCUGCACAUUGAGUGGGUUAUCUGCCAGUAUGUAUCUGAAGUGAUACCUGGCUCUUCUCUUGUCCUAUCACUCUGUACAAAUAUCUGAAAGUCAUUCCUCUGCCUCCCAUUUGUCCACAGUCAGCACAUGUAUAAAGCCUUCUGGUGCUGCGAACUUCUAAGCAGCUUAGCAAAGUCUUUGUUUUUUUGUAAUUUUUGCUAAGUGUAAUCCUCAAACUAAAUACUGAAUUUGUCAAACAGCAUUGUAAAUGGGUUUAGUAGCUUGUGCCUUUCUACAUCUAUCCUCCUUACACUCAACUCCCAUGACCUACAGUGAUUUACAGUGAUCCUGUGUUUUGUAACCUGAG